AAAGCUAGCUCAAUAAUUGACAAAUAAGAAAGCUUCUGAAAAUUUCGGAUUUUUAUUGAUUCAAAGUAUAUUUUAAAAGAUGAUAGUGUUUUAUUAAAUUUAACAAAUAUAUUUAAUAUUUUAUAUUAUUUUAUUAGAGAAUAUAAAAUGUUAAGUGCUGCUGGAGCACUUCAGAAACUGGGAGUCACACUUCCGGUUUCGGAAACACGAGAACAAAAAACCGGUUUCUGGAACCUCUUCUCCAGAUUUCAGCUCAGUGCUGAGGAGAAGGGAAAAGCUAUUAAUAACAAUACAGGAGGUUUGAAAAGACCCGAAAAGGUUCUGGUCGGAGGAGGAAGCGGAUUUAUUGGUGAGGAGGUGUGUAUGAGACUAAGACGAGCAGGAUUCGAAGUCAUAAUUAUCUCUCGAUCUCCCGGUCAACACAAGAUAACCUGGGAUUCUGUCUACAGGGAGGGAUUACCUACAGGAACCAAGGCAGUGAUUAACCUGGCCGGUCAGAAUGUUUUAGAUCCAUUCAGUCGUUGGUCUCCAGCGUUUAAAGAGCUGUGCAGAUCCAGUAGAUUAGAAACCACUAGACAGCUUGCAACAGCUGUUCGUCUUGCUCCUGAUGCAUCGAAACCUAAGGUAUUUGUAGCUGUUACCGGUGUCGGCUACUAUGCUCCGGACCAGGAGAAGGUUUAUGAUGAGGGUGGAGCUCAGGGCUCAGACUGGUUAGCUCAGCUAGCUGGGGAGUGGGAGGCGGAGGCUAAACAAAGUGGGAUCAGGACGGUUAUUCUCAGGCCAGGCGUAGUGUUGGGACGGAACGGAGGAAUGAUAAAACAGAUUUAUCUCCCGUUCUUCCUGGGACUAGGAGGAAGAAUGGGAUCAGGUACUCAACCUCUACCCUGGAUACAUGUCAAGGAUCUGGCCGGACUUAUCCAUCAUGCUGUGGAGACUGAAACUUUGGAAGGGGUUUAUAAUGCUGUUGCACCCCAGAUAAUUACGAAUAAAAAAUUUGUUGAUACUCUCGCUGGAACCAUGGGGCGUCCUGCCUUCAUCCCUAUCCCGGAGUUUGAGUGGAACCUUAUCUUCGGAGAAGAACGUGCGGCUAUGAUCACCAAGGGGCAGAAGGUUGUCCCCUCAAGGAGCCUGGAGGCAGGGUUCAAGUUCAGGUUUCCGACCAUAGAGGAGGCGUGCUCAGAGUUCGCCAAGUUUCCAUAUUUAGAUAAUGAUCUUAGUUCAAUGGAUUAAUCAAAUGGGAGUUCGCCAGGUUUCCUUAUUUAGAUAAUGAUCUUAGUUCAAUAGAUUAAUCAAAUGGGAGUUCGCCAGGUUUCCAUAUUUAGAUAAUGAUCUUAGUUCAAUAGAUUAAUCAAAUGAUCCUAGUUCAGUGGAUUAAUCAAAGAUUUUUAAGUGUUUCUAGUUUAUUAUUAUCCAUAGAAUAGUAGAUGAGAGUUUUAAUUAAAGAAAUGUGAUAAUUUGUUUGAUAACUAAAUUUAUUUAAUGAAGG
This is a messenger RNA of Eurytemora carolleeae, 1486 nucleotides long. RefSeq names its product epimerase family protein SDR39U1. The coding region runs from base 148 to 1230 and encodes 360 amino acids. The transcript is spliced from 8 exons. NCBI's taxonomy places the organism in Eukaryota, Metazoa, Arthropoda, Copepoda, Calanoida, Temoridae. The record is from RefSeq and is a predicted model, not a curated record.